This is a messenger RNA of Oncorhynchus mykiss (rainbow trout), 3097 nucleotides long. The record is from RefSeq and is a predicted model, not a curated record. NCBI's taxonomy places the organism in Eukaryota, Metazoa, Chordata, Actinopteri, Salmoniformes, Salmonidae.
CCUGAUUCAUCUUAGUCCCAAACAUAUCCAGCAGCAUGGAGUGUGAUUCAUCCAGUCUUAGUAAUAAUGUAUUUAAGUAAUUCUGCAGGGAUGACAGACUCUCCUCUGUCAUCCAUUCCUCUCUCUACUCCCCCUGCUCACUUACACAGAGAUCUCUGGUAAUUAGGUGAUGAAGGCUUUUAUGGCCCAGCAGUAGCCUAGCACUGAUUCAGCUGCAGGUAGCACACAGCUCCUCCUCAGCCAGUCUGUGACAGCUACCAGGCAAAACAGCCUUUCAGUGGGAUAGAAAUAGAAUGAAACCAAAAUGAAAGAUGGAAUAACUAAAUUCAUUUCAGGGCACUUGAAUGACUUUAUUCCUGGAGACGAAGUGGAGUGUGUUUGUUGGAAGUAAUCUGUUCUCCUCUGAGGCUGUGAGACAGAGCUCAGUCCCCAGUCAGUGCUGUGAUGACUGGUGUGCUGUCAGUGAGACAUGACCUCUAAUGAAGCGUUUGCUGAACUGACAGAUUCAGACACUCUGUUGUGGAUGCUGCCUCAUUAAACCAAAUGAUCGAGAAAAGAGGAGGUGAACGAAUGUAGGGAGGGGUUUAAAUCCUCAUUACUGAUGAUUUUCACAUCCACACACUGAGACAGAACAAAGUACAGCAUCUCCAUGUUAUGCAGGUAGUCUGAACUCUCUUCAUCAUUUGAAAAGUAAUUCUCUAAACUUUUACCUUUAUUUCUAUGUCCUGCUGUGAAUUACUUCCUUGUUGGAAACUGAAAGUAUAGUGUAUGUUGUCGAGGCAGAUUCUGUAAAUGAUCUAUUAUUAUGCCUGAACAGUUUGGAGCGUGGAGGGGAAGAGGUAUGUGGCUAGAAAAAAGCAGGGACUUUCAAGCAUUAACUUGGAGUUACAAAGUAACCUGUAGGGAGAGUUGUCAUAGAAACAGCUCAUUAUAAUGAAAAAUGAAAAGUAUAAAGACAGGGAUGGGGGCACAGACCUUCCAUUUUAACCACAACUAAAACUGUUACCUCACUUGUACAGUUGCAACAUACAGAAUGGAUACCUGAGAUGUAUGCCGCCACAACUAACUAGGGGAGUUAUUAUGUCACUAAGGGUGUCAUACCAAAGGGCUAUGCUAAUUUAUCAAGAAAGAAACAGUACAUCAAGAACCGUAGCAGCUGGUAGCGGAGCACUAAACACCACACACAGCCAAACGAAUGAGAGAACAUGAGCGGAGGACUCAAAACAAGUGAGGUGAGACAAGUUCUUCUGAUUUCAACACUGAAAGUAACUUAGACCGUCCGGAUUUCAUAAUAUUAACAAACCCAAAUUAGAGUGUGAUUGCUUGGCUCAUCAACAGACUUUCACUAAAAGCAUAGCAUAGCAUAGCAGUCUAACAGCCAUUCCAGAGGGCUAGUAGUGGACUAUGGGCUCUACAGGAUCCAGGUCCAGGCUGAGUCAGGUGGCCCCAUGUCACAGUCAGCCAGAGGGAGACCUGGACCAGCAGGCCAGUCAUCCCACCUCACAAUGGACCAUCUCUGCUGUGCCAACCCCACUGGGGCCACAACAUGGGCCCCUAGGACAUAGUAGGACUAUCCAGCUGCCCCCACUGAAGCUGGAAAACUCUGCAAGCUUCCCCCCACUAUCUACAGAAUCAUCAUAUGUAGCAAGCAGCCUCCCACAGAGUCAAAGCAACAUUUGGGGACCAAGCAUCAUUCAUUCUCAUCCACCACGAAGACUACAGGCAUUGCAACCGCUGGCCCCUCUUAGUGCAGGUCUCAAGGUUACUGCCAAUCACAUGGCCAUGGGCAUAGACUGGAGAGAUGGGGGUGUCCUCCACUUUUCUACCCCCAGCCAGGGUGCACACGAUGGCACCGGCCGCCAUCCGCAGGUGCAGAUAGAGAAUGGAGGACUCCUGGAGGCACAGAUGGUCCUCAGUCAACAGGCCCAGCGAAGAAGGAGAGCCCACCAGAGACGAGUCCGAGAGCAGCGGGUCCACGAGAGGACAAUCUACAUAGAUAAUGGUGAGACUGGAGACAUUUUGUUAAUCUGGCUGACACCAAACUCAAAGUCUUCCUGACUGCAGUGUCACAGCUCUCCCUCGCUGUGUACUACAUGGGUCGCAUCAGCCAGGCUAAAAAAAUGUACCACCAACUUGAACAUGUUCUAAGUGAUGCGUACAAUCCAUAGGGCUGCAGUACUUAAAUAGAUUGUGUACUUUGUCUUGCUCCCUUGGCCUCUGUAGUUGAAGCACCAAGCAGCAAAGGGAUACAGAGACUGCAUCUGCUAAACAGGCCAACCCAAAGGGACAUAUUUUGGGAUGAGAUGACAGGAGAGAGUCUCGACCUCAAGGAGAUCCUCCAACCAAGCCCCCUUCCCCUGGAGCAGGGAGAGAGACAGCAGUCCCAGCCUGGACCACCACAGUGCCUGUGUAGGGAUGAAGAGCUGAUCAACAGAGACUUGGCAUGGGGAGGCCUCAGGAGUCCUCACCGGAAAACCAAUUCUCUCACAGACAGAGUGGAAGGGGAGACAGAUGGUGGACUGACCAUGAGGAAAACCUUACCUUCGAUGCUGGACUGGAAGACAGAGAAACAAAGAGAUACAAUUCCCAAACACUUGAGCUCUUUCAGGGAUAGUGAGAGGGCUAGUAGGAGGCCUCUGAGAGGCUGGCAGAGAGAGGGCAUUAGAGGUCUAUGUCAUGGGGAGAGAGGGAUUUGGGAACCUGACCUGGAGUAGGAGCUGUUUGAGAGGUUUACUAAUCUGGAUUAGAUCGGAUCUUCAAUCUCAGUUUGCGAAAUGCUAAUGGUGUAUAGGUGAUCACUUCAUUUUGAAAAGCAGAAAUUGUAGCUCAUUUAUCUUUUAAACUGUUAGCAUUUUUACUGUAUGAUCACAUGGCAAACUAAAUAUUGGUUUGUCAUAACCAAAGUAUUUCAGAGAAUGUGUCCACCACCAGUGUUAAACUAUCACCUGAAUGUAUUCAUAGGAUUGCUUUAUUAAAAUAGCAGCUGUGGUUAAAGUCUAGGAUUGCUUCAUUAGAAUAGCAGAUGUGGUUAAAUAAAGUAAGUCUCAUUAUGGGAACAAAUCUGUUUUCCAUAACAAAUAAAUGUGUUUAUGAAAGU